This is a messenger RNA of Rhodamnia argentea, 3134 nucleotides long. Its product is annotated as phosphatidylinositol-3-phosphatase myotubularin-1. Gene Ontology annotation, molecular function: phosphatase activity. The record is from RefSeq and is a predicted model, not a curated record. The coding region runs from base 143 to 2650 and encodes 835 amino acids. The transcript is spliced from 19 exons. Lineage: Eukaryota; Viridiplantae; Streptophyta; Magnoliopsida; Myrtales; Myrtaceae. Gene Ontology annotation, biological process: dephosphorylation.
CUCUCUCUCUCUCUCUACCCCUCUCUCUCCCGCUCUGGAAGCACGAAAACGACAAUUUGCAGAGGGCGGAGGGUGACCGUUUCGCGGCGUGCCGCGGUCGUCGAGGGCGACGUCGCUCGGAGGAGCUACCGAGCCGGAGAAGAUGGAGGGUGCCGGCAGCUGGGACGCCCUUGAAUGGACUAAGAUCGACCCAAUUUCAAGGUCCGUCUCUCUCGUCAAGUGCGAUUUCUUGCUCGAAGCUGAAGAAGUCGUUGCGGAGGGUUAUGGUGUAGUCCUUGUUAACACUGAUGAAGCGGGCACUGUGUUAGUGACAAAUUAUCGUAUUCUCUUUCUGAGUGAAGGAACUAGGAAUAUCAUUCCGCUGGGUACUGUACCACUGGCAACUAUUGAGAAGAUCGGCAAGAUUGCUGUAAAAGGUCAACUGGUGCCACGUCAGCCCGAAAAGAACCCUUCUCAACGGCUGCUUCAAGUCAUUGGUAAGGAUAUGAGAAUAAUUGUCUUUGGCUUUCGCCCUCGGACUAAGCAGAGACGUGCGAUAUUUGAUGCACUGCUGAGAUGGACCAAGCCAGCUGGACUAUGGGAUCUUUAUGCUUUUGUCUCAGGACCAUCCAAGUUCAGAAACACUAAUCCCAAGUUGCGUUUGUUGAAUGAGUAUUUUCGGCUUAUUGGAAGAAGAUCUCACCGUGCUUCAAUGAGUAUAGUAGAAGAUUGUUCAUUCACAGUGGGUAAUGAAUUGUGGAGAAUAAGUAGUGUGAAUGCAAACUAUUCACUGUGCCAGACUUACCCAUUUGCCUUGAUUGUUCCAAAAUCCAUUAGUGAUGAAGAAAUUCUUCAGGCUUCAAAUUUCCGAGCGAGGGGUCGAUUCCCUGUAAUCACCUGGUGUCAUCCAGGGACGGGGGCAGUGCUUGCACGUUCUUCCCAGCCCUUGGUCGGUCUCAUGAUGAAUGUGAGGAGCAACAUGGAUGAAAAGCUUGUAUCUGCACUUUGCUCAAACCUUUCUGGUGUGAUGGGGACACGGAGGAAGCUCUACAUUGCUGAUGCAAGACCAAGAAAAAAUGCUUUGGCUAAUGGUGCCAUGGGGGGAGGUUCUGAGUCAUCUUCCAAUUAUUUCCAGUCUGAGAUAGUGUUCUUUGGGAUAGACAACAUCCAUGCAAUGAGGGAAAGUCUAGCUCGGCUCAGGGAGUAUCUGGAUACUCAUGGGGCAACCUCAUCAGAUGGAAUGUCCUCAUUCUUGAGACAUGGUGGCUGGACUUGGGGUGGGGGCAAUCUUAGUAGUAUGUCAGCUUCAGUAUCUACACUUGGAGACAGUGGUUGGCUAAUACAUGUCCAGAGUGUUUUGGCUGGUUCAGCGUGGAUUGCAGCACGUGUUGCUUUAGAGUCAGCUUCGGUACUUGUCCACUGCAGUGACGGGUGGGAUAGAACGACACAGUUGGUUUCACUUGCAAGCUUGUUACUUGAUCCAUACUAUCGGACUCUUGCCGGGUUCCAGGCACUUGUGGAAAAAGACUGGCUAGCAUUUGGCCAUCCAUUUUCAGAUCGUUUUGGACUGCCAACUAUAUCUGGAGGUGGCAACACGCUCUUUGAGUUAUCUAGGCAAUCUUCGACUGGGAGUUACUCAUCAUCACCAAUGCGCCAGUCAUCAGGAUCAUUCACAACUCAAGCUACCAGCUCCUCUCAUAGUCAGGCCUCAAAUAAUAGUUCUCCCAUAUUUUUGCAGUGGGUUGACUGCAUCGCGCAACUAGCAAGGAUGUAUCCAUUGGCUUUUGAGUUUUCCUCGACAUUUCUGGUUGACUUCUUGGACUGCGUGCUUUCUUGUCGCUUUGGGAACUUCUUAUGCAACAGUGAGAAGGAGAGGCAGCAGUGCAGCGUCUCUGAAGCUUGCGGAUGUUUGUGGGCUUAUUUGACAGAUUUACGCAAUUCAGAGGGGAAAUCUCAUGUGCACUAUAACCUCUUUUAUGAUCCAUCAAAACAUAACGGUCCACUGUUGCCUCCAGCUGCUGCUUUAGCUCCAACACUUUGGCCCCAGUUUCACCUUCGAUGGGCUUGCCCCUCUGAAGCCCAAGUAGGGGAACUUGAAGCUCAAUGCCGUAACAUGGCUAUGAGAUUCUCUGAGUUGCAGAAGGCAAAGGAAGUGGCAGAAAGAAAAGCUAAAGAAGUAGCGGCUACAGUGGAAUCUUUAACUGCAGAUUUACUGAGGGAGAGGCAACUGAAUACUUCUGCUGUGAACUUGGCCAAAAAAGCAAGCAAAGAAAAUGCCGCUAUAAAGCGUGCAAUUCAGUCCCUGGGAUUUAAGGUCCACUUCUCUGGAAAUGGCGAUUGCACAGUUGACAUUGAAGCUAAUCCCCCAGUGAGCCCGCAAGUGUCUAUGUAUUCUUAUUCACAAAGAGAGUCUGAUGAUCCCAUCCAAUGCGAUGAGAAAUCCGACCUCUCUGUAUCAAUCACUGUGGUGGGUGAUGAAGUUCUUCCCAAUAACCCAAUCACCCGCGUUUGUGAAAGCUUAUGCCCCAUGCGCACACGGGAUGGGGGUUGUCGGUGGCCAGAUGCCGGUUGUGCCCAGUUUGGCAGCCAGUUUGUUGGAUUGAGGGCGAACUUUGAUGCAUUUGACCGGCUCUCAAUCUAUGACAGCCACUUUGACUCGGACAAGCGAUAGAUAAUGAGGGUAAAGAUUGGCGGGUGUAUUUAAUCAAUGGGGAACCACUAGAGAAGCCAUUGCUGGGCAUUGGAUGGAAAAGAGAGACUACUCACUUCUUCUAAGCUUCUAUGAAGCCAACCCUAGUUCUAAGAAGAUGGGCCAUGGGUUGUGGAUGGGUUGUGGGACUCUCUACAGCUGAAGAGGACACCUUUUGCAGCCUCCUCUGCAGUACUCGCAAUGCCCAGUCGAAUCAGUUAGAGGAUAAUGUAUUCAACUGAGGUGAGCUAUUUAAUCACAGUUUAGUUAUAUUCGCAUCCAUCAGAAUAACAUUAGCUUAUGUUUUUAGUUUUUUUCCCUUUUGCUAAUAAGAUUGGUGUAUGUCUAGAAGCAGAAUAAAGAUUAGACUAUGUACAGAUCCUAAAGUCAUCUUCUUCCUUAGGCAAUUGAUGUAAGGCCCUGCAGCAAACAAUUUUGAUAGUUAAGAGCUUAAUUUUAUAUUUUA